Molecule: messenger RNA, 636 nt
Organism: Phytophthora sojae
Lineage: Eukaryota; Oomycota; Peronosporomycetes; Peronosporales; Peronosporaceae
Exons: 1
Source: RefSeq, a predicted model, not a curated record
GGAAGUCUGGUUGUCUCAACCGCUACUGGUAGAGGGUUCCCAGUUGUAGUCUUCAUAUGCCUCAACCAACGAGCUCCGAUGAUGACAACAAUCCUGGAGUAUUUCCAAGAGAAGAACCCAAGUUGGCGGAUGAUAUCUUCCAUCGUGAUCGACAAAGAUUUCGUUGAGUGGAGGGUGCUGAAAACACUAUUUCCUGCUGCGAAAGUUUUACUUUGUCAAUUACAUGCCAUUUCGUACUGGAAGAAGGUGAUGCAGCGGGCCCCAUACAAGCUGAAGGUGUCUGAAGGCGACGAGUUACUCAACCUGAUGAUAACAACGCUGUACAGGUACGCAACAGGUUCUAUUUAUGAUUCUUGUGGUAACGCUAACUUUGGAAAACAAUCCAUAUGCAGCUCCACAGAGACAGGUUACGAUUCUAGUUACGGUGCAUUGAAGCAAUACUGCGAAGACAAAAAGAAACAAGCUUUAUUCUCGUACUUUGAAAAGAACUGGGAUUCGUGUCGAGACAUGUGGGCGAACUUUGCUCGCAGCAAAUUUAUCACGGCUGGGAAUAUUACAACGAACAGGAUCGAGUCAAACUGGAAUCAAGUGAAAAUGGGAACGAUUUGUGAACUUCAUGGCAGAUGCGACUUGUGA